GUAAAUCCUUCCUUAUUUUCAAGAGCGUUUAUCUGCUUGACCUGCCGGACUUUCGCCAGUUUUUUGCUUUGAAGAGGCUGACAGAAACGUCCAAGACAAAUGGCCAACUCUGCAGAAGAUGCUGCCCUGGACAGAGGGAGUCUGACCGGCAGUGAGGAUGCCCUUAUUCUCCCCGGAAGACCCUCAGGGGGCUCCAACAGUCGUGCCUUGAAGGUGGCAGGCCUGACAACCCUGGCAUGUCUGCUCCUCGCCAGCCAGGUCUUCACUGCCUACAUGGUGUUUGGCCAGAAGGAUCAGAUCCACACGCUGCAGAAGAACACAGAGAGAAUGAGCAAACAGCUCACCCGCUCGUCCCAUGCCGUGGCUCCAAUGAAGAUGCACAUGCCCAUGAACAGCCUUCCUCUGCUGAUGGACUUCACUUCAGAUGAGGACUCCAAGACACCCUUGACUAAACUGCAGGAAACUGCUGUUGUCAGUGUGGAGAAACAGCUGAAGGAUCUCAUGCAGGACACCCAGCUGCCGCAGUUCAACGAGACCUUCCUGACCAACCUGCAGGGCCUGAAGCAGCAGAUGAAUGAGAGCGAGUGGAAGAGCUUUGAGUCCUGGAUGCGUUACUGGCUGAUCUUCCAGAUGGCCCAGCAGAAGCCUGUACCCCCAACAGCUGAUCCAGCCUCUGAGAUCAAGACCAAGUGCCAGAUGGAGUCAGCGCCUGGACUCAGCAAGAUCGGUUCCUACAAGCCCCAGUGUGACGAGCAGGGCCGCUACAAGCCCAUGCAGUGCUGGCACGCCACCGGUUACUGCUGGUGUGUGGACGAGCAGGGCACAGUCGUCGAGGGCACCACCAUGCGCGGCCGCCCUGACUGUCAGAGGAAGACAGCCUUUGCACCUCGCCGCAUGGCGUUUGCACCCAGGCUGAUGCAGAAGACCAUCAGCGUUGAUGAUGAGUGAAAGAAAUGAAGCAGUGUUGGCUGUUUCUUUUCAUCAGGCAAUCUUCACAGACUUUGAGCAAAUCACUCAAUUUAUAGAUGAUGCUGAACUGCGUGCAGUAACUGUUUUAAUUCCAGAUCAGUUAUUCUUCCAUGUAAUCUCUUGAUUUUUACCAUUUUGCUGGCUGCUUGAAAUCAAAUCAGUAGAGGUCUGUUACAGGUUAUUGCUUUUAAUGUUAUAAAUUUGUGUGUUUUAUAACUAAUUUGGGGGUGUUCUCAUUGACAUUUUAAUCUAGAUCAGAUAAUCUAGAGUAUAUUAAAGUAUGUGUGUUCAACAUGUCUCCAAAGAAUGAUUAAAGGGUCAGUUCACCCAAAUUACAUCUCAUAUAUUUUCUCCCUUGCCGCUACUAGUAUCUAGACAGGUAGGUAGUUUCUGAGGUGUCUGCUUCCACCCUCCACAGUCACGGUGAAUGGAAGUUUUUUUUAAGGGACAUACAGCAUUGAAAAAUUACAUUUAAAAAUGUAAACAGCCACUCCUCUUUCCACAAACAAUGUUUCCUGUUACUCUGAAUAAUCCACAGACCUCACAGCUAACAGUUUUCAUAAGGAUUGUUUGUUAGGUAGAAAGUAGUUCCAAUAAAAACUGUUCCCGUCCAUCUGCAUGGCUAGAUAUAUGAGAGUUUAGUCAGAAAACGUGUUCGGUUUUUUGUAAUUUGGGUGAACCGACCCUCUGAUGGACGCAUGUAUGAGUUUCCAUGAGGGUGUUUGUGUUAAGAAGGCUAAAUAAAGUUUUCCUAACAUCA
This is a messenger RNA of Micropterus dolomieu (smallmouth bass), 1729 nucleotides long. It is a transcript of the gene cd74a, whose product is annotated as CD74 molecule, major histocompatibility complex, class II invariant chain a. Gene Ontology annotation, cellular component: membrane. Gene Ontology annotation, biological process: protein trimerization; immune response; intracellular protein transport. The transcript is spliced from 9 exons. NCBI's taxonomy places the organism in Eukaryota, Metazoa, Chordata, Actinopteri, Centrarchiformes, Centrarchidae. The record is from RefSeq and is a predicted model, not a curated record. Gene Ontology annotation, molecular function: MHC class II protein binding; macrophage migration inhibitory factor binding. The coding region runs from base 100 to 948 and encodes 282 amino acids.